Aspergillus oryzae RIB40 is the source of this 675-nucleotide messenger RNA. RefSeq lists its product as uncharacterized. The transcript has 2 exons. The record is from RefSeq and is a predicted model, not a curated record. The coding region runs from base 1 to 675 and encodes 224 amino acids. NCBI's taxonomy places the organism in Eukaryota, Fungi, Ascomycota, Eurotiomycetes, Eurotiales, Aspergillaceae.
AUGACGCGGCCGGAUACAAAAGGUAUGGCUCCGCGCCAGUCUCAAAUUCUGGCUCAACGAGACCCAAAGACAUUCCCAGGACACUACCAAGCCCACUGCUCCUCUAUAGAUACCGUUUCAGCUGUGCUUGAUGAGGAAGUUCAAACAAAACAUAUUGAAUACUUCCAAGGCUACGGCCAAAUUUGUGAACCGGGUCUGCCUCUGGAAUUGCCUGCUCACAUGAAGGAGAGUAUUUUGAUGUUACCCAAGAUGGCGGAAAUGCGAGAGGACAUCCAAAUUUCCGAAGGAAACAAUGAUGAAGAGAAACUUCAGGCCAAGAAGCGGAAGUAUAGAGAGGCAUUGGUUCGGCAACGUCGAGCGGACCUGAAGAAGUACCGGGAGUCCUGGAUACAUGUGGAAAGAGAUCAGAACAUUCUGAACCGCGGAAAAGGGAAGCCUUUACACGUGGUAAAAGACAUUUGCACACGUGCUCAGUAUCUGAUCAUGCCAGAGCUUGCACGAAUCGCAACGGCCAUGGCUUGCACCGCCGAGCUGACCUUUGAAGAGAAACUUUUUUUUCCUGGGGACCUCCGUACCCUAUGCUCCCGCAAAGAGGAUGUGAUUUACCUUCCCAAUGAACAGCCAAUUGAGGGUUUUUGUCCCGCACAAGGCUGCCAACUUGAGAUUGAAAAGUGA